This is a messenger RNA of Loxodonta africana (African savanna elephant), 2476 nucleotides long. It is a transcript of the gene MATN4, whose product is annotated as matrilin 4. The record is from RefSeq and is a predicted model, not a curated record. The transcript is spliced from 8 exons. Gene Ontology annotation, molecular function: calcium ion binding. Bases 609 to 2393 code for a protein of 594 amino acids. NCBI's taxonomy places the organism in Eukaryota, Metazoa, Chordata, Mammalia, Proboscidea, Elephantidae.
GGGGGUGGUCGUAAAAACAGGCCCACAGAGGGGACUUGUGUGGGGAGGCGAGUAGGGCUGAGGUCUGCAGAGGUUUGCCUGGAUCGAGAAGGGGGCUCUGACAGCCUCGCCUUGUCCUCAGACCGAACAGGCAGUUCCUCGCUGUAUGAACUUGGGUACCAGUGCUUAACUUCUAUGAGCUUCAAUUUCCCCAUCUGUACAGUAGGGACGAAAACAGUCUCAGUCUCAUUGAAUUGUUGAGAGAAUUAGAAACGCCAAACUCCAUGAAAAGCUUUUCACACUUUGGCUGGCACAUAGUAAAGGCCCUUUUCUUUGUAAAUUUUGUAUACCUCUACAUCAAUUUUACUUAUUUGCAUAUUCUGCAGUACUACAAAAUGGAAUUCCUUGUGUUUCCCAGCAAUCAUACUGCGAUGAAACUUUUUUUACCAUGAAAAAAAUUCAGAUAUACACAAAAGCAGAGAGAUUAGUAAAAUAAACCCCUAAUCAAAUAAUAAAUAAACUCCUGAGUGCCCAUCACCCAGAAUAAGAAGUCUUUAAAUACUAUUGCUUUACCACUCCCCUUCCUCCCUCUAGGCUCUGACACACCUGUUCUCCGUUCCCCCAGCGCCAUGAGGGGCCUUCUGUGCUCACCACUGCCCUUGCUGUUGCUGCUCCUCCUGCCCUGGGAAACUCAGCUCCAGUUCACAGGUCCCAAGUGCAGAUCUGGCCCCCUAGAUUUGGUGUUCGUGAUUGACAGCUCCCGGAGCGUACGCCCUUUUGAGUUCGAGACCAUGAGGCAGUUCCUGGUGGGCCUGCUGCGCGGCUUGGAUGUGGGGCCCAACGCCACGCGCGUCGGUGUGAUCCAGUAUUCGAGUCAAGUGCAGAGCGUCUUCCCUCUUGGCGCCUUCUCCCGCCACGAAGACAUGGAGCGCGCCAUCCGUGCCCUGGUGCCGCUGGCCCAGGGCACCAUGACUGGGCUGGCAAUCCAGUACGCCAUGAAUGUGGCCUUUAGCGUGGCCGAGGGCGCGCGCCCGCCAGAGGCGCGUGUGCCGCGCGUCGCCGUCAUCGUGACCGACGGGCGGCCCCAGGACCGCGUGGCCGAGGUGGCGGCUCAGGCGCGCGCCCGCGGCAUUGAGAUCUAUGCUGUAGGGGUGCAGCGCGCCGACGUGGGCUCGUUGCGCGCCAUGGCGUCGCCUCCGCUGAAUGAGCAUGUCUUCCUUGUCGAGUCCUUCGAUCUUAUCCAAGAGUUUGGGCUGCAGUUCCAGGGCCGGCUGUGCGCUGUUGACCUGUGCGCCCAAGGGACCCACGGAUGUGCACACCACUGUGUCAGCUCCCCGGGCUCCUAUUCCUGUCGCUGCCGAGCUGGCUUUGUGCUCCAGCGGGACCAAAGGAGCUGCAGAGCUAUCGACCACUGCAGCUUCGGGAACCACAGCUGCCAGCACGAGUGUGUCAGCACCCUCAGUGGGCCACGGUGCCACUGCAGAGAGGGCCAUGAUUUGCUGUCCGAUGGGAGGCGCUGUCAGGCCCGGGACCUUUGCAAUGGUGUGGACCAUGGCUGUGAAUUCCGGUGUGUGAGUGAUGGCCUCUCCUAUCGCUGCCUGUGCCCUGAGGGGCGGCAGCUCCAGGCAGAUGGCAAGAGUUGCAGCCGGUGCCGGGAAGGCCAUGUGGACCUGGUUCUGCUCGUCGAUGGCUCCAAGAGCGUGCGCCCGCAGAACUUCGAGCUGGUGAAGCGCUUCGUGAACCAGAUCGUGGACUUCCUGGACGUGUCCCCCGAGGGCACGCGCGUGGGGCUGGUGCAGUUCUCUAGCCGCGUGCGCACCGAGUUCCCUUUGGGCCGCUACGGGACGGCGGCGGAGGUGAAGCAGGCGGUGCUGGCGAUAGAGUACAUGGAGCGCGGCACUAUGACCGGCAUGGCGCUGCGCCACCUGGUGGAGCACAGCUUCUCCGAAGCGCAGGGUGCACGGCCCCGCGCCCUCAACGUGCCUCGCGUCGGCCUGGUCUUUACGGAUGGCCGCUCCCAGGACGACAUCUCCUUGUGGGCGGCGCGCGCCAAGGAGGAAGGCAUUGUCAUGUACGCCGUGGGCGUGGGCAAGGCGGUGGAGGAGGAGCUGCGGGAGAUCGCCUCGGAGCCAUCGGAGCUGCAUGUGUCCUACUCCCCGGACUUCAGCACCAUGGCGCACCUGCUGGAGAACCUCAAAGGCAGCAUCUGUCCGGAGGAGGGCAUCAGCGCCGGGACGGAGCUGCGGAGCCCGUGUGACUGCGAAAGCCUCAUGGAGUUCCAGGGCCGCACGCUAGGAGCGCUCGACAGUCUGACCCAGAACCAUAUCCUUUGUGGCCGGGGGCGCGGGCUGGAGGGAAGGCGAGAGACCUUGCGAAUCCCAACAGCUUCCUUAAUCGCACACUGGCCCAGCUGACCGCGCGCCUGGAGGCCCUGGAGAACCAGCUGGCCAACCAGAAGUGAGAGCCGCGGGUGGCCCGGAGCCAGGCUGGGCACAGC